Molecule: messenger RNA, 875 nt
Organism: Botrytis cinerea B05.10
Lineage: Eukaryota; Fungi; Ascomycota; Leotiomycetes; Helotiales; Sclerotiniaceae
Exons: 3
Coding region: 167-433 (88 amino acids)
Source: RefSeq, a predicted model, not a curated record
GACUUUCACUCUUCACUCAAACAUUUAUUCAUCCAUCCAUCCUCAAGAGCUCUCCACAUCCAAUAUCUCAAAUCUCCAGAUCAUCAAGAGUUCCUCGUCUCACUUUGGUACACACAAAAUAUCAAUUUCUUCAACAUACGAUCCUCACGUUCCAGUUCAAUUCACCAUGGAUGACGAUGCAGGAUCCCUCAUUUCCUCCCAAGAUUCUGUUCCAGAUAUGGAUUUUGUUGAAAGAGCCAACCGGAUGAUGGCUGAUACGAAAAAACGCCGUGAUGCAAAGCGUAACAAGAUUGAAAAUGAGCGUGGUCAGCGCAUCAAGGAAGUCAAGAAGAAGCUUGGUGUUUUGUAUGAGAAUAAGAGAAUUCAAAGCUGUCGAACUCGAGCUUUGGCUUGCACGAAGAACUCAUAUGGUCUAUCACUAACGACCAGAUAGAGCCAAACUUCAGAGAGCUCAGUGGAGACAACUUCAUUCACUGGAUAAGAAACGCCAAGAGCUUGAACGUCAUAUUCUAGACAGCAUGAAAAUCGUCGAAAGCAAUACUUUGAGCAUAGCUCGAGAAUUCAACGCUGUCAUUCUUAAACGUUUGAGUGCCAUGGAAAACCUGACCGAUACCCAGGAUGCUGCUUGAAGAUAUACUCGUGGUGUACACUACGUUUUUGUGGUAGUUACUGAUAUUGUCAUGGACAAGGUUGACGUCUAAGAUUCAAACAUUGCUAUUCAUUAUUGCUACACACAUACUCACUCAUAGAACACUUACUUAUUUUAGGGCGUUGAACACAUGGAAAGGGAAAUCUGGGUUGGGAGUACGGUCGGAAGAUACCCCUGAGAGCUUGCUUAUUUAUAUUGCACAUUAUUACCACAAUUCAAACAAUCA